AUGAAGAACAAUUCAUCCACGUUGAUUCGCUUGUACUAUGUCGGAAAAGUCAUCGGCUUGUGUCCAUACGAUCUAGACGAGGUCAACAUGCCGAAGUACUCUUGCUACGGAGUGGUGUACGGAAUGAUCCUGUCCAUGGUUUAUACCUUCUUAAGCUAUAAUGUCAUUUUGGAAAGGUUCGAAUUGAUUUAUCCUUAUCAGUUUCCUUUGAAGAUAAUUGCGGAUAUCGUGUUUCUGUUUGUGGCAUUCCUCGCUACGAUCGCAUCCUGGAUGGUGUUUGCUUUCGGUCAAACGCAAUUUCGCACCCUCGUCGCGAGCUUCAACGACAUCGAUGAUCGGAUGGAGGAAUUAGGUAUCCUGGAAGAUAAAAGGAGACUAAUCAAACGAUUCGUUCGAGACGUUACCGUAGUAAACGUUUCCUUCUACGUGUUGGUAACUGGCGAGCAAGUAUUUCUCCUCCGUAACCCAACUUACAACAUAAAAGUGUGGCUACCGUUUACCGCAUUCAAGACAGUCGUGUACAUGACUUUGGUGAUUUUCAUAAAUUUACUGUUGGUGCUGAGGGACAGGUUCCGCGCUCUCAAUGAGAGGAUCCUAAUCUUAGAAAGGGUGACCAUUGUCGGGGCGAAAUCCUGGAUGCACUCUUAUUGCGUCAGGAGCGACAUGGGUGUGGAAAGGAUUAGGUGA
Molecule: messenger RNA, 687 nt
Organism: Orussus abietinus
Lineage: Eukaryota; Metazoa; Arthropoda; Insecta; Hymenoptera; Orussidae
Exons: 1
Coding region: 1-687 (228 amino acids)
Source: RefSeq, a predicted model, not a curated record